Molecule: messenger RNA, 540 nt
Organism: Lichtheimia ornata
Lineage: Eukaryota; Fungi; Mucoromycota; Mucoromycetes; Mucorales; Lichtheimiaceae
Product: 30S ribosomal protein S12
Exons: 2
Coding region: 1-540 (179 amino acids)
Biological process (GO): translation
Cellular component (GO): ribosome; small ribosomal subunit
Molecular function (GO): structural constituent of ribosome
Source: RefSeq, a predicted model, not a curated record
AUGCAGGCAUUCCGAUCGUUGCUAGCUCGAGGCUCUCCUUUGCGAUCAGCAUUUGCACCUUUGCAACGUUCCACCAUGCAACAACCCACCAUGAGCAUCGUCAACCAGCUUCGUCCCCACACAAUGAACUGGCAACCCAUGCAACAACAAAAGGCAACCAUGGCCACCUUGAACCAGGUCAUUCGCAAGUGCCGUAAAACGAAAAAGACACUUUCAAAGUCUCCAGCAUUAGACAAUUGUUAUCAGCGUAAGGGUGUCUGCAACAAGGUGUACACGACAAAGCCCAAGAAGCCCAACUCUGCUGUUCGUAAGGUGGCUCGUGUCAAAUUGACCAACGGCAAAACUAUCAUCGCAUACAUUCCUGGUGAAGGCCAUAACCUUCAGGAACAUUCGGUUGUCUUGGUGCGUGGUGGUCGUGUGCCUGAUCUUCCCGGUGUACGAUAUCAUCUUGUUCGUGGUGCUCAUGAUUUGCAGGGUGUUGCUUCCCGCACAACCAGCCGUUCAAAAUACGGAACCAAGAAACCAUCCAAGAACAACUAG